Molecule: messenger RNA, 9576 nt
Organism: Sorex araneus (European shrew)
Lineage: Eukaryota; Metazoa; Chordata; Mammalia; Eulipotyphla; Soricidae
Product: bcl-2-like protein 2
Exons: 4
Coding region: 256-837 (193 amino acids)
Biological process (GO): extrinsic apoptotic signaling pathway in absence of ligand; negative regulation of intrinsic apoptotic signaling pathway; intrinsic apoptotic signaling pathway in response to DNA damage
Cellular component (GO): mitochondrial outer membrane
Molecular function (GO): RNA binding; protein heterodimerization activity; protein homodimerization activity
Source: RefSeq, a predicted model, not a curated record
CCGCCCCUCUCUCCGGACGCAUCUCUGGGCCCCAUCAUCACCCGGCGCCGGGCCCUCCCCCCUUUCUCCUCCUCCUUCCUUCCCUCCCUUCCUCCCUCUCUCCCUCCCUCUCAGCUCCUGCACCAGGAAACAGCCCGGAUCCCGGCAGCGGCCUGACCCGGCUCCACGCUGGCCAGGAGGAUGAAAGGCCGCAGCUGGGGGCUCCUUGCCACCGGCGCUGGGUCCUAAGAGCUGCCAGCCAGGCGGGCCGCCCGGAUGGCGACCCCCGCCUCGGCCCCAGACACACGGGCUCUAGUGGCAGACUUUGUAGGCUAUAAGCUGAGGCAGAAGGGUUAUGUUUGCGGAGCCGGCCCCGGGGAGGGCCCGGCAGCCGAUCCCCUGCACCAAGCUAUGCGGGCGGCUGGAGAUGAGUUCGAGACCCGCUUCCGGCGCACCUUCUCUGACCUGGCGGCCCAGCUGCAUGUGACCCCAGGCUCUGCCCAGCAGCGCUUCACCCAGGUCUCUGACGAACUCUUCCAAGGGGGCCCCAACUGGGGCCGCCUGGUGGCCUUCUUUGUCUUUGGAGCGGCGCUGUGUGCCGAGAGCGUCAACAAGGAGAUGGAGCCGCUCGUGGGGCAGGUGCAGGAGUGGAUGGUGGCGUACCUGGAGACGCGGCUGGCCGACUGGAUCCACAGCAGCGGGGGCUGGGCGGCGUUCACAGCUCUGUACGGGGACGGGGCCCUGGAGGAGGCUCGGCGGCUGCGGGAGGGGAACUGGGCCUCCGUGCGGGCAGUGCUGACGGGGGCUGUGGCCCUGGGGGCCCUGGUCACUGUAGGGGCCUUUUUCGCUAGCAAGUGAGAUGGUGCAGGGCCAGGCGGGGACUCAGAGCGGUGGGCAGACAGGAGAGCAGAAACGGAACCGAGAAACGCCCUUGGAAGAAGUCGGGUGCACGCGUGGGCAGGACACAGGAUCGGGCAGGGGGCAGGGUGGCGCGUGAGGGAGCUGGAUGCGGCAGGCAGGCUGUUGGCGGCAGGAGCUGGAGACACGGGGAAGGUGUUUGGGAAGUCGGGGCCAGGAGAGAGAGUCAUUCUAGGGUGGCGGGGGAGACAGGCGGGUCACGUCUGUAGAUGGUGGCACCCAAAGCGCGAACCAUAGCGAACUGUAGCGUGACUUGUGAGUCCCCAGGAAAGUGGACUUGCUUGGGGGCUUUUGGCACCAUUGGAUCAGUGGGGAUUUGGGGGAAAACACAAAAGGCAGCUUCCUGGGGGAAUGGCAGCUUGGGGUCGCAGGUGCCUCUGUGUGUGUGUGUGUGUGUGUGUGUGUGUGUGUGUGUGUACGUACGUGUGCGUGUGUGCAUGUGUGUGCUCCCGCACACACGUGGACGCCUGUGCAUGCUGCUUGUCUAAGCUGGAGGUGGGAGGAGGGGGGGCACUCUCCCAGAACAUUCCCUCUUGCAGUGGCAAGAAUCUGGGGCAAUUGUCUGCCCCUCCUCCCCCGCGGUCCCUCUUUCUCCCCUUGUCCUAAACUCUCAAGGCUAAGCGAGAAACACUGUAUCGAGGCUUUGGGCCAGCUCCUCUGUCACGGGCAGGGCCUGGGAGAGCCGCUGAGCCCCGGCUGUGGCCUUGCUCCUUCAUCACCCCCCUUCCUUGCACCCGGUGCAGUCGCUGCUGCCUUCCCGCCUGGCUCUGACAGAAAAGGCCAGGCCAGGGAUCUGCAGGGCCUGCACCAGGGGGAGGGAGCUGAACCCACCUGCCCGACCUCCUCCCCCCCUCCUCCCCCCCCCCCGUCCUCUCCUGCUGUGGCACACCAGUGCCCAUGGGGUUCCCUAUCUUGGGGACCAUCUGUACCGAAACUUCAGCCUAAGCGGAGGGCUCGAAUUGAUUUCUCACGGGAGUGCGUGGAUGUUCAAGAGAUGCUGGUGUACAGUUUGGGGCCUGCGCUUGUCGCCACUGUUGACUCCCUCAGAGGAAUAGGCCAGCUCUGAAGUCCCUGGGCGUGAGGGGGGACGUGGACUCAUGACCGGCCCGGGCCGUGUGCUGGGCUCUGGUGCUGCUGUUGCUGAGGGUCAGGUGGGUGGGUGGGAGAGUUCCUUCCGCAACCUAGAAGCAUUGACUGCUCGCUAAAGCCACGCUGUGUGCAUGAGUGUCCCCUGUCCAUACCUCGGUGUCGGACGAUGCUCUGCGGCAGAGCUCACGGUCCUCGAGAACAGAUGGCAAUGGCAGCCUUUUCUUUUGAGAAAGGAAUCAUUUCACUCCAUAUGCAUGCCCUGAGCCAGACCUCACUGCUGCACUUUGCGAGGUGCUAACAUUGCUGCUCUCCAAUGCUGACUCCAGACACAGGGCUCGCUAGGACCCUGCCCUCCACCCCGAGCACUGAUCAGCUUAGCUAGACCAUGGAGGAACUCUUGUUAGAUUUUUUUUUUUUUUAAUCCCAGCUUGGUCCCAGAAUGUGGCAACAUAGUUGUACUCACUAGAAUGUGGGACCAAAAUCGGCCUCAGGUGUUUAGCCCAGACUUUUGCUUUUGAGAGAGGGCUGCGCUUUUUCAUGGUAUUUAUCAGGGCGGUGGCUGACUGCGUGUGCCACUGGGUCUGUGGUGAGUGCGCUGGUCUCCGAACCGGUCUAUGUGGCAGGCAAUUGGGGUGGGGGGUGGGGGUCUCUGACUUGCUCAGGACGAACUAGGCCAGUGGUUUUCCAACUGCUUGGCAGAGCCCCCGAGUUUCUUUGGGGUUCCCUCAGAAGCCCUCGGGGAAGAGGAGGUGGGAUGAUGGGGUAAUGAUGGGGGCCCAUCGAGCAGGCUGGGUGACUUGCCCUCCAACAAAACAGCUCCCCCUUGUAGCUGUCUUACGUAUCGGGGUUCAGGGUAAGAUUUUGUUUGUGUGAAGGGGUUUGCUGCUGAGGGAAGUUGGAAAACCACUGACUAAAUAGAUCAUCAGCUCCAGAUUGGAGCCCGGGCUGGGGCAGACUUCUCACCUUACCCUGGAGCCUAGGGAGGCUUGUCCCCACCUGUCCCUGUUAGCUCUCUUGGGGCCAGCAGAGAACUAGGGGCCACGGCACUGUGGUCAGGUUACUGAACUGUCCUGGAUGGAGUGAGAGGUGACCUUCUGAAAGGGUAAAGGGCUCGAUCCCAGAAGCGUGGCUUGAAUGGGACCAUGGUGGACAGUUUUCACGGGUCCUGCCCUGCUUUGAGGGGCAGCGGAAACCCCAGAGACUCUUAUGUCAGGGAAAACUAGACUCUCUUCUAGAGCCAUAUAAUUCCUUGGGAUUAGCUCUUGGCCAAAAAGGCUGAGUAUGGCUCCCAAUUUUUAAGUCCAUUUCAUUUAAAAUAAGGGGAAGAAAUCUAAUUUUCAUUUUCCAGAGAUUAAAUCAGUGGAGAGGGUGUUUCUUGCUCUCCAGAACUCAAAGGGACAAAUAGGGAUUUUGCUUAGGCCAAGGAAGGAGCAGAAGUAGGGCACCGAGGUCCUGCGGUGAUUAAUCCCAUUUCCCACUUAUUCUAGGGCAUACACUAUUUUACUUUUUUAAAUCAUCAAAUGGCGGGAGAACAGAUUUGGUUAGUUUAGAAGAAAAGAAAAAGCUCUAUAAAUAUAAAUAUAUAUAUUCCUGUAUUUUUAUUUAAUAAUUUAUAAAUACCAAGUUCAUUUGACUUUUAUUUUUGUGUAAUAUGUAAUGGUCGUAUUAAAAAAAAAUAAAGCCCAGAAGUUUAAUGAGAAGGACUGAACAGGGUUUGUGACUUCUAUACUGAAUAGCUUGGGGGUCAGGGCAGUUUUUGAUCCAAUCGUCUCUUGGUAACUUUGUUCAGGACAAAGACUAGAAGAACAGGGAUUUGUGAAAGGGUCGAGAUGAGAUUUUAAAAAAAAUGUGCCAAGUAAGUCAACCCAAGCCUUAAAAGGGUAUAUACAUGCAGUACCUUAGGAGGGCCACAGACUCAAACCCAAACCCAAACCCAAACCCAACCAAGGUACCAAAAUAUCUUUCUGAGACAAUUAUCAAGUCUCCACUUGUGGUUCAGCUGCUAAUUGGAUGUGUGCUAUAGUGAAAUUUCUCCCCCAAACCCUAUUUCCUUCUUUGGACUUUGAGUCCGACAAAAAUGGAGCCCCUGCUUCCUUUCCUGGUUCCCCAAGACAUUUGAUUUCAGCCAUUUUAAUAUGAACAGCUAAGUUGGAUGGUAUCUACAGGAAUUAUUCAGCCCAUCCCUCCAUACUUCUAGGACCACAUCAAAAGUGUAUCUGACAGGAAUAGUGAUUCCUAUUUUAAAUUACAAGCAGGAAUUUAUAUUCCAGUGCAAUCAAAUGGUAUUGGGGUUUCUUUGUUAAAUUGCAAUGAGAAAUGUAGUGCUUAGAGGAAUUCAGUGAUGUGUUUCUAUUCUCUCCAUAGAAAAAUCUAUAAAGCAAGACUUUAAAAUCAUAGAGUGAUUUAGACUGGAGUGAUAGUACAGUAGGCAGGGCGCUUGCCUUGCACUCAGUAGACCGAGGUUUAAUCCCUGACAUCCCAUAUGAUCCCCAGAGCACAGCAAGGAGUGAUCCCUGAGUGCAGAGUCAGGAGUAAGACCUGAAUGUUGCUGGCUGUGGCCCCCAAAACCAAAAAAAUAAAACAAAAAGCUUUGAAAAAAUAAAUCAGAGAGUGGCUUGAUGAACAGGGCAUUAGUGGAAAGGGAAUUACAUGCUCUUCAUAAUUAAUAUUAGACUAUGACGAUAGUUAACGCAUUCAUCUCUACUGAAAUCUGAUGGAUUUAAAGACUGAUUGGUUUAUAUCCACCUAGUUCCAAAAACAUUUGCAACAUUUUGCUCUAAUACACAAAAGACAAAAUAAUAGAAAGUAUAGAUUUUUAAAGUAGGAGGUAAAGGGUAAAUUGAAAUAUGACAGUAAGAUGACAGCAGAAAGGAACAUGAAUGUUCAGAAAGGCAUUCUGUAAGCAAUAUUCCUGAAUACUAGAGCUAUGCUAUGAAUUCAGCUCCGAGCUGCUUGGCAGCUAAAGCAAGUUGGGAAACACAGUGAGAUUCCUAUUCCUCUUAGGAAAUAUAAAAGCCUAUCAGUUUGAAGCUGGACAAAAGCUUUGUGUCUCUUAUGAGAAGACACUGAGUGAUACGGUGGAUACCACCAGCUAUAAUGCCGGGCAGCAAAUACAAUGUUGAGUUUUGCACCAUUGUUUCUUAUAGAAACACUGAAUGAGGAUUUAGUAGGUUGUAAGCUUGUUCAAUCAAGCUGAUCACAGAUUCACCCAAAUAGGCUCUAUGAUGCUAUAUUUUAAUAUAGGUCUAGAUUUCAGGCUAUCAAAAUGGACUGAUGGAUUGUUUAUCUUUCAGACAGUUUUUUGUGAAUGUUUCUCCAAAAGGCACUUUUGACAUAAGUUGGGUAACAUUUCGUUAUAAUUUCUAGCAAAAGGAUGAGUUGUAGAUAACUGUGUUUUUACUUAAGAUUAGAUCUUUUGCAAACUUAAAAAGUUGCCUUAAAUGUGGAUACAAGCAAAAUAUAAACAAAUGAACAAUAUUUAAAAACCAAUUAGAAAAAAAGAACAUAAGGAAUGCUAUGUAGUUCUUUAGUCAUUCAUUGUCUCAGUGAAUACUCAAGAGUCUUCUGGAUCUAAGCCCAAAUCUAGGCCCGGAGGUAGAGAAGAAAAUUAACAUUUUGGAUUUGCAUGAUUAAACACGUUCUAGUUAGGGAAACAAAAGCAACCAAAUAAAUAAAAUUUACAACAUUAGUUAACAUUAACAUUUUCAUAUAAGAAAGUGAUAUGGUAUAAAGAAAAAAAUAAUUCACUAGGAUGGGAUUGGGAAGCUACAUGAAUAUAUCUCAGUGUUAAGCACCUCAUUUCUAACUAAGGUGAUAUGAAUAGUCAAAAAUAAUCAAAAAUAUUUUUGUUGAUACGGAAAGGUGUUUCGGUCUUAUUGGGCAUAAAGAAAAUAUAACAUACAGCAUGAUCCUAUUUUGCUUAUCUAUAUUCACACAUCUGUCCAUGUAUUUGUGUAUUGAAUCUUCAGGAAGAGUAUAUGCCAAAAUAUCAGUGAUUAUCUCAGGAUGGUGGAUUUGUGGGUAGUAUAAUUUUGUUCCUUUUGCUUUUGGUAUUUUAUGUCUUAUUAAAAUAAAGCACACGUUUCUGGUACAGUUGAUUUAAAAUGUUUUUCAGGUACAAAAUUAUUAAUUAAAGAAAAUUAUUUUUGGUUUUUGGGCCACAUCUGGCAGUGCUCAGGGCUUACUCCUGACUCUGUACUCAGGGAUACUCCUGGAGGGCUCAGGGGACCAUUCAGAGUGCCGGGGAUCUAACCUGGGUUGGCCACGUGCAAGACAAGCACCCUAUUUUCUGUGUUAUCACUAUGGCUCCCCACUUACAAUGUUUUUAAUUUAAAAAAAAUUAUUUUUUGUUUGUUUGGUUUUUUGAGCCACACCAGCAGUGCUCAGCGUUUACUUCUGGCUCUGUGUUCAGGGAUCACUCCUGACAGACUCGGGGGAUCAUAUGUGCUGCUAGAGAUUGAACCCAGCAAGCAUCCUACUGCUGUUCUGUCUCUAUGGCUCCAGUACAAGUUAUUUGUUUUGUUUUGGGGCCAUACCCGGCGAUACUCAGGGUUUGCUCCUGGCUCUGCACUCAGGAGUUACUCCUGGUGGUGCUCAGGGGACCAUAUGGGAUGCCGGGGAUCAAACCCCGGUUGGCCACAUGCAAGGCAAGUGCCCUACCUGCUGUACUAUCGCUCUAGCCCCCAAAGUUUUGUUUUUGUUUUUGUUUUUUUUAAUAAAGUUAGCUAAGCAGAAUAGAAAUUAAAUAGCUCAAUAAAGUUCCCCACUUAACUCAAGGAUGGGCCUAAGGAGUUAAGAUUGGCCAGGCCAGACUUUGCAUUAAAAAAUAAUGCAAAGGGGCUUGACUCUUUUAAAAUAGAGGUAAGUAAAUGGCCCAAACACUGAGAUUCUUUAUCAGCACUGUCCAGUAGAAAUAUGUUACAUAUAUGGUUUUACAUAUUCUUUUUAUUGGGAGGGAUUGGACCACACCUGGCAGUGCUUGGGGGCUACUCCCAACUCUGUGCUGGGGGUCACUCUCCACAGUGCUCAAGGGACCAUAUGGUACGAGGGAUGGAACCAGAAUUGGCUGCAUGCAUGGCAAGUGCCUUACGCCUAUGCUAUCUCUCUGACCCCUCUUUACAUAUUCUUACUCAUUUUAUUAAAAGCAAAAACAGGAGUCAGAGUGAGAGUAAAGCCAGUAGGGUGUUUGCCUUGCACGUAACCAACCCGGAUUAGAUCCCUGGCACCCCAUAUGGUCGCCCGAGCUCUGCCAGGAGUGAUCCCUGAGUGCAAAGCUAGGAGUAAUCUCUGAAUACAGCCAGGUGUGUCCCCCAAACAAAAACAGAAACAAAAAAAAAAACCCACCCAAAUCCAAAAAACAGACCUAGGUUAUUAUGUUUUAUUUAACCCUGUAUAUAACAGUAUUAUCAUUUCAACUGGUAAUAUGAAUCAGUUCUUAUUUUUACAGCCUUUUUCUCACACUAAGUAUUUGAAAUGCCAUGUGUUUUUUGGAGGAUGGGGGGCACACCUGGCAGUGCUUAGGGGUUACUCCUAGCUCUGUGCUCAGGAGACCAUGUAGGGUGCCAGAGAUCAAAUCUGGGUCAGCCAUGUGCCAGGCAAAGUGCGCUACCCUCUGUAUUAGCACUCAAGUCCCUAUGCCAUGCAUUUUUGAUACUUUCAGCAUAUCUCAAUUCUGACUACUUACGUUUCAAGUGUUCAGACGCCAUGUGUGAGUAGAGAUUAUUAUAUAUAAAACAUAGUAAUUCUAUUUUUUAUUCUGUUUUUGCCACACCCAAAUGAUGCUUAGGGGUUACUCCUGGCUGUGUGCUCAGGAAUCACUCCUGGUAGUGCUUGGGGGACCAUAUGGGAUGCCUGGGAUCGAACCCAGUCAGCGCACAUAAGGCACCCGCUGUACUAUAUCUCUGGCCCCAACACUGUAAUCCUACGUUAUAGAGAAUUAUUGUAGUUAGAAAAAAUUGAAAUCAAGCAUUAUAAAUAGGGAUGAAGUUAAAUAUAUGUGUUGUCUAGUAAGGAACCAUUUUCCUUCUGCACCUAAGUAGGGGUGCCUCAUACAUUUUUACUGGUUAUUUUUCUCAAUUUUACUGACCGUUCCAUUCUGUGAGCACAUUUCUCCUCAGAGGACACGCCGUCACAAUUCCCAUUUUCUCAAGACUCCAUGAUCCUCUUGAUAAGUUAACUGAAGGAAAAGUACACUCACAAUGCGAGCUCUUCACACCCUUAUAUUCUAAUUCUUAAAAUGUUCAUUCAGAGGAAAACUUGUCUGAUGUUUCCUAUGCAUCAGCAAUAGGCAAGAUCAGUUAGCAUUUACCAAGCACACAGGGAGAGGCAAUGGGCGUAUACAUAUAACUAAGAGGAUAUCUCUUCCUUUCAUAGUUUACAGUCUAAUAGGCACCAGUUUGGUUUUAGGGCCACACCUGGCGGCGCUCAGGGAUCACUCCUGGCAGGGCUCAGGGGACCAUAUGUAGUGCCAGGGAUUGAACCCAGGUCGGCAGUGUGCGAGAUAGGCACUUUACCCACGCUACUUUCUCUCCAGCCCCUCAGAUAUCUUUCUGCAUAUGUUUCUUUGUAAAGCAAUUAUGCCUGUUAGAAUAUGUUUGGAAGUUAGAGUGUUUUACUUAUUUUUUUUUUUAAAUUUUUGAGUGCUGGGGAUCCAAACCUUGGCCUUAUAUAAGUGAAGCACGUGCUCUACCACUGAGCUGAAGUCCUGACCCCAAGUUUUUCUUUUUCUGUCUUAUUUAUUAUUUGUGGUACUGGGACCCAUGUUUUCCUUCUUUCGAAUAAAAAUAAUAUAAUUGUGGAAAAAUCAUAGAUCAUAGAAAAUUAUAAAGAAGAAUUACCAGUCAUAAUCCGACUACCCAGAGAGAACAACUGCUAACAUUUUGGCAUAUUUCUCAUCGUUAUCUGAGCUUAUAUUUUAAGAUCAAACUGUACGUACAAUUUUGUCUGCUGCAAUUCUGUUUACAAUUAUGCUGCAAGCAUUUUUCCUUGUCAUUAAAAACAUUUUGAAGGUAUAAUGACUAUAUAAAAUGACAUCUGUGUGUAUACAGUAGUUUUUCUGGAAGUGCCCACUUGGACAUUCAAAUUGUUUAUAUUUUUUCACUUGAUGAACAUAUUCUCAAAUGCUUAUCUAGUUCAUAGAUUAUUUUAGAACAGAUUAUAAGAAAUAUAAUUACUGGACGAGGAAUCUGAAUAUUUUGAAAACUUUUGGUACAUAUGCCAAAGAAAAGAUUGCACUGGUUCUUGUUCCUUUUUACCCCCAAAGGCCAAGUUGUGCGCGUGUGUGUGUUUUUUAAUCAUAUAUACCUAGUUGUAAUCAUACUUUCUAUAUAACUUUACAUUUUUCUUUGGCCUAACAAAAAUUAUUUUUGCAUGUUAUCACACUGUGUAAACCUUUUAACAGGUGCAUAAUCUUUGACUGGAUGUAAUUAUAGUUUGCCUAAACCUUUAUUGUUGGAAUUUACUGUUUUUCUAUUUUUAUCACCAUACAUAAUGUAUCUUUGUGUAUUAAAGUAGACCUUAUAGUAAUUUUGAUCUGAGCUUUGAAAGCUGGUUUUGAGUUUCUACUCACUUUAAAUUAGUUUUAUGACCUGG